UCUAGCACCUACAAGAACAAACUUACUAAUAAUCAAUUCAAAAUUAUUGGGGUUUUGAUAAGAAAAAUGCCUUCGAGGGUUUCAGACGACGACUUUGAGGUCAACCACCGGGCUUUUGGUCAACAAAAACAAUACUUAGACUUGAGCGCGGCGAAGGAAUUGCCGGAGUCGCAUGCAUGGACGACGUCGGCCGACGGCGACGUGGUGGUCGGCGGCGGCGGCGCGGAGGAGUCGAUCCCGGUGGUGGACCUGGCGUCGAAGAGCGGCGCGGCGGCGGAGCAGAUAGGGCGUGCAUGCAAGACGUGGGGUGCGUUUCAGGUGAUUAAUCACGGCAUUUCCGGGGAGUUGUUGGGGCGGGUGGAGGCCGCCGGAAAACGGCUUUUCUCGCUCCCGUUGCACCAGAAGAUGAGGGCGGCCCGCUCGCCCAACGGCGUCUCCGGCUACGGCGUCGCCCGGAUUUCUUCGUUCUUCCCCAAACUUAUGUGGUCUGAAGGCUUCACCAUCGUCGGCUCCCCGCUCGAACAUUCCCGCCUUCUUUGGCCCCAAGACUUCAACUUCUUCUGUGAGGUGGUGGAAGAAUACGAGAAGGAGAUGAAAAAGCUGGCAGGGAGAAUGAUGAAGCUAAUCUUGGAAUCCUUAGGGGUAGCAGAGGAAGACGCAAAAUGGGCAAUGGAAUCCAAAGGAAGAUGUUCUGCCCUGCAGCUCAACUCCUACCCAGCCUGCCCUGAUCCGGGCCGAGCCAUGGGCCUAGCAGAGCACACGGAUUCCACCCUCCUCACAAUCCUCCACCAAAACAACACCAGCGGCCUCCAGGUCUUCCGGCAAGCCACCUCCACCGCCGCCGGAGCCUGGGUCACCGUGCCGCCCAUCCCCGGCGCGCUCGUCAUAAACGCCGGCGACCUCCUCCACAUCCUCUCCAACGGGCUGUACCACAGCGUCCUCCACCGCGCGGUGGUGAACCGCAGCAGGCACCGCAUUUCCGUGGCGUACCUGUACGGCCCGCCGCCGGGGAUCAAGAUAUCGCCGCUGCAGAAGCUGGUGGCGGAAGGGCAGCCGCCGCUGUUCCGGGCAAUCACGUGGAGCGAAUAUCUCCGCACCAAAGCUAAGCACUUCGACAAGGCGCUCUCCUCCGUCCGGCUAAUUUGCGCCCCCCGAAACGCAGGAUUUUCCGAUACCAAUGAUCAUAAUCGGGUCCAGAUUCACAAAGCAUGCUUCACCCAAAGCACCUAUUUGAAUAGUGGUACGGUUGUGGGCUUUCCCAAAUAUCAAAGAGUCGAAGGAGUCGAGGGUUCAACGGAGCUAUAGUGUAGGAUCGAGCAGGGGUCCAACGGAGCGAGCAGGGGUCCAACGGCAGCGAGCAUUACCAGGAGCUUCUGAAGGCGGCGUCGAUGCACAGCAUGGAGGGUAAGAUCGAGUUGGAGAGGCUGAUGUAGCAGUACAUGAAGCAGCAGCAGGCAGCGGCGGUGAUGGCGAUCAGGUCGUCGCAGAGGAUGCGGCGGCAGCGGCGAUAGCGAUGAAGUCGUCGUAGAGGGUGUGGCGGCGGCGGCGAUAGCGAUGAGGUCGUCGCAAAGGGUGCGGCAACGGCGGCGAUGGCGAUGAGGUCGUCGCAGAGGGUGCGGCGGCGGCGAUGGCGGCGAUGGUGAUGAGGUUGUCGCAGAGGAUGCGACGGAGCAGCAACGUCGUGAUGUGGAGGAUCGACGAGGAGAGCGUCGGCGGCGGUUUUGAUCGAUUUUUUGUUAUAUAUUCAGUGAAAUUGAAUUAAAGCUUUGUAAUUGUAGUUGAUUUGGCUUGGGAGCAGGUGCUUUCCAUUCCACCUGAACCAAACGCCCCUUAAAGAAGGCUUCAUAAAUUUAAAUGACUUAUUUGCCCUUAAUAAUAACGGUGGAAACGAUCAAUUUCUAA
Ipomoea triloba (trilobed morning glory) is the source of this 1902-nucleotide messenger RNA. Its product is annotated as gibberellin 3-beta-dioxygenase 1-like. The record is from RefSeq and is a predicted model, not a curated record. Lineage: Eukaryota; Viridiplantae; Streptophyta; Magnoliopsida; Solanales; Convolvulaceae. Gene Ontology annotation, molecular function: gibberellin 3-beta-dioxygenase activity. The transcript is spliced from 4 exons. Gene Ontology annotation, biological process: gibberellin biosynthetic process; response to light stimulus. The coding region runs from base 67 to 1305 and encodes 412 amino acids.